AUGUCGGUGAAGCCAAUCCGAGAGCAUGCAGGGAAGGCCCUUCUGGAGAAGUACUUGCCAGAGGUCUCCGGCGGCAAGCACAAGAUGGGGUGCGCAGGUGUUUUGGUGACUCCCGCGGUGCUUGACAGCACUGGGAGCCAGACCUGGGACAGCAUUCUGCAGGCGAACCCAUGGCUGAAGACCACCAACUUGGUGGCCAAGCCGGACCAGCUCAUCAAGCGCCGUGGCAAAGCAGGCCUGAUCGCUGUGAACAAAACCUUCGACGAGGCCAAGCAGUGGGUGAUGGAUCGUAUGUGCAAGGAGCAGCAGGUGGAGCACGUCACCGGGCAGUUGAACCACUUCUUGGUCGAGCCUUUCGUGCCCCACAAGCAGGAGCAGGAGCACUACAUCUGCAUGCUGUCCCACCGUUAUCACGACGAGAUCCUCUUCUAUCACGAGGGCGGUGUUGACGUGGGUGAUGUCGACGCGAAGGCGGAGAAGUUGGAGCUUCCCACGGGUGAAGCGCUGACGGAGGCCAUCGUGACAGAGAAGCUGUUGAGCAAGAUGCCGGCUGCCAAGAAAGGCAACAUGGCGUCCUUCGUUGUCAGCCUGUACAAGUUCUACACCGAUCUGCACUUUGCAUAUCUGGAGAUCAACCCUCUCGUCAUGUUGGAUGACAACACCGUGAUCCCACUCGACAUGGCUGCCAAGAUUGACGAGACUGCCAACUUCCUCUGUGCCCAGAAAUGGGGAGAGCUGGAUUGGCCUCCACCUUUCGGAAGGGCCGCCUACCCGGAGGAGGCUCUCAUCCGCGACAUGGAUGGACGCACCGGGGCCUCUCUGAAGCUAACCAUCCUCAACGAGAAGGGCCGGGUUUGGACGAUGGUCGCAGGCGGAGGCGCCUCCGUCGUGUAUGCUGACACCGUGGCCGAUUACGGCAUGGGCUCAGAGCUCGCAAACUAUGGAGAGUACUCCGGAGCUCCGUCCACCGAGGAAACUUUCGUCUAUGCCAAGACCCUGUUGUCCCUGAUGAUGAAGUACAAGCACCCUGAGGGCAAGUUUCUGAUCAUUGGUGGAGGCAUCGCCAACUUCACGGACGUGGCUGCGACGUUCACAGGACUUAUCAAGGCGCUCCAGGAGUACGCCGAUGACAUCAAGGAGCACAAGAUCAAGAUCCUGAUUCGCCGCGCCGGUCCCAACUACCUUGAAGGCCUGCGCAAGGUGAAGGCUGCCAGCGACAAGCUUGGCCUCGGCAUCAAGGUGUACGGCCCGGAGACCCACAUCACCGCGGUGAUCCCAAUGGCCCUGGGAAAGAUCGAUCCCCUGCCGGAACCGGACCUGUCUGCUCCUUGCGGUCCUCCGGUUCGCAAGAUGAUUGACCUCAAGGGCAAGAAGCCCACGCCGAAGGGCCAUCCUGCUCCGCCUGCAGGCGCCAAGCACACACUCGUGACGGCAACGCCGGAGACCACUUCGAUUGUGUACGGCAUGCAAAACCGAGCUGUUCAAGGUAUGUUGGACUUUGACUUCAUGUGCAAGCGCAAGAAGCCGUCCGUGGAUGCCAUGGUCUUCCCCUUCUCCGGAAACCAUUAUGUCAAGUUCUACUGGGGCACAGAGGAGAUCCUCAUGCCUGUCUACACUACGACCAAGGAGGCGGUGCAGAAGCAUCCCAGCGCCUCUGUGUUCGUGAACUUUGCUUCCUUCCGCUCCGUGCACGAAACCUCUAUGGAGGCCAUGAACUACAGCAACUUGAAGACAAUCGCCAUCAUUGCCGAGGGUGUGCCUGAGCAGCAGACCAGGGACAUCAUCAAGGUCGCCGAGAAGAAGGGUGUAGGCAUCAUCGGUCCAGCAACUGUGGGUGGCAUCAAGCCUGGCUGUCUCCGCAUCGGGAACACUGGUGGCAUGUUGGACAACAUUGUGAUGUCCCGUCUCUACCGACCGGGUUCUGUUGCCUACGUUUCCAAGUCCGGAGGAAUGUCCAACGAGCUCAACAACAUCGUGUGCCGCAACUCGGACGGUGUCUACGAGGGUGUUGCCAUCGGUGGCGACCGCUACCCUGGCAGCAGGUUCUUGGAUCACUUCCUUCGCUACCAGGACGACCCCAACGCCAAGAUGCUGCUGCUGCUUGGAGAGGUUGGCGGAAUCGACGAGUACGACCUGAUCGACGCCGUGAAGAAGGGCCGAAUCACCAAGCCAGUCGUGGCCUGGUGCGUGGGCACUUGUGCCUCGUGCUUCACUACGGAGGUGCAGUUUGGACACGCCGGUGCGCAGGCCCGCGGCGACAUGGAGACGGCAGCAGCGAAAAACAAGGCAAUGAAGGAAGCUGGUUUCCACGUGCCAGACUCCUUCGAUCUGCUUCCGGAGAUGAUCAACAAGGUCUACACCUCCCUGGUCGAGGCUGGUGAGAUCGUGGAGCAGCACGAGGGCGAGACCCCCCAGGUGCCUAUGGACUACACCUGGGCAAAGAAGCUUGGAAUGGUCAGGAAGCCUGCAAACUUCAUCUCAUCCAUUUCUGAUGAUCGCGGAGAGGAGCUGACCUACUGCGGCAUGAGCAUCUCCGACGUCUUCACCAAGGAGAUCGGCAUCGGCGGCGUUCUCUCCCUCUUGUGGUUCCGUCGCCAACUUCCCGCCUACGCAACGAAGUUCAUCGAGAUGAUUCUCAUGGUCACAGCCGACCAUGGUCCAGCCGUGAGCGGUGCACACAACACCAUCGUCACAGCCCGCGCAGGCAAGGAUCUCGUGUCCUCUCUUUGCAGCGGCCUGCUGACGAUUGGGCCUCGCUUCGGUGGUGCGCUGGAUGAUGCGGCAAGAAUGUUCGCGGAUGCACAGGGUAGCGGAGUGGCGCCCAAGGAUUGGAUCGAGAAGAUGAAGAAGAGCAACCAGCUCAUCAUGGGCAUCGGACACAGGAUCAAGUCCUUGGCGAAUCCUGACCAGCGAGUGGAGAUCAUCAAGGGUUUCGCCAAAAAGAACUUCAACUCUACGCCCGUUCUUGACUAUGCUCUGGCAGUGGAGCAGAUCACGACUCGCAAGAGGGCCAACUUGAUCCUCAACGUCGACGGCUGCAUCGCCGUGUCGUUUGUUGACAUGAUCCGAUCCUGCGGUGCAUUCUCAAAGGAAGAGUGCGACGAUUUGAUGGCUUUUGGUUGCCUGAACGGGCUCUUUGUGCUAGGCCGAUCGAUCGGCUUCAUCGGACACUACCUGGAUCAGCUGCGGUUGAAACAGCCGCUGUACCGCCAUCCUUGGGAUGACAUCACUUACAUCCAGGAGCUCGCAGGCCAGGGGCCGGAGUGCAGUGAGCUGGAUGUGGGGCGAUCCACCGAAGCAGCAGAGGCCAAUGCGGCUGCUGCAAAGCCAGAGGGCGAAGUCGCCGAGGUGGGCAAAGUGGGCAAGGAAGCCCUAGACCCUCUGAUGCCUAUAGUCAUUCCCAACCAAGGUGAGGAUAGUCGACCGGUGCCCAAGCAGGUCCAGUGCUUGGAAAACGGAACCGACCUCUUCAAGAUGUUUGAGGUGGACAUGAACAAGUUUGACUCCUCACAGGUGCGAAAGUCUUAUCACAAGAUGGUGGGGGCACCCAGAGGGGCUCACACGGGCAAUGAACCAUUUGGCUUCCUUGUUCAUGGCUGUGUAAGUGAAGCUAAGGCGACCUUCGUACACCCAGACAAACUUGGUCGAGAACCCACGGAUGCGGACCGUGCUCGUGCUGCAGCCACAUUUCGGGAUGGCUUGCUCUACCGUCUGAGAAGCAGCAUCGUGCAACACGUGCUGCAGCCGAGCAACAUGUCCCCGUCUCUGAAACGGCCAGCCACACUGCGGAUGACGGAUGUCGUGGCAGGUUUCACCAAACUGAAGCAGGCUUUGACCUGGGUUCCCAGGUGUUGCGAGUCUGCUCCUGCGUGCACCGCUUUCCUUGAUGCUUCUUGUGCAUCCGAAGAGGCUUACACUGUUCUCAUGGACGAGCAGUUGCGUGCCAAGCGCAACCUCGUUGUCACGGUCUUGAAAGGUACAGACAGCACUGCUUCGGCAUUGCUGGCUCUGGAGGGUGUGCUCCGCAAGGCCUUUUACCAGAGAUAUCACAAGAGAGGUCAGUGGAAGGCCUCGGUGGCAUUGCAGGUCACGAAACUGCCUUGA
Molecule: messenger RNA, 4104 nt
Organism: Symbiodinium sp. CCMP2592
Lineage: Eukaryota; Dinophyceae; Suessiales; Symbiodiniaceae
Source: the annotation of a GenBank genome assembly